GGAGUGUGAUGCUGAUCUGCUCCAAAGACAGACAGACAGACAGACAGACAGACAGAGAGAGGAGUGCAUGAGUAGGAUGGGAUUUGCAGAUGACGCGUGUAUGCGUAUGGUAUGUGUAUGUGUAUGUGUACAGCGUAGUCUAUGGAGUGGAUGCUGUCGAUGUAAGGCCGGGCUGUGUGUGGCACUCACUUACAUACACACACACUACAAAGACACUUGUUGCACGCUUGUUGCGCACUUGUAAGGGCUAUAUGUUGCGGGUAUAUAUAUAUUUUAUAUAUAUAGUCGAUAUACAGCAGAGUGUAGAAAAGUGAUGUACUUUCGAACUGGGUGAUAGUCGUUAUUCUGUGGAUUGCCCUUUUCUACUCUUUUCCCCCCCCUCUUCCUUCUCCACUCUCUCUCUCUCUCUCUCUCUCUCUCUCUCUCUCUCUCUCUCUC
Messenger RNA from Gamsiella multidivaricata, 438 nucleotides. RefSeq lists its product as uncharacterized. The transcript has a single exon. The record is from RefSeq and is a predicted model, not a curated record. NCBI's taxonomy places the organism in Eukaryota, Fungi, Mortierellomycota, Mortierellomycetes, Mortierellales, Mortierellaceae. The coding region runs from base 90 to 314 and encodes 74 amino acids.